Blepharisma stoltei is the source of this 2316-nucleotide messenger RNA. Lineage: Eukaryota; Ciliophora; Heterotrichea; Heterotrichida; Blepharismidae. The record is from the annotation of a GenBank genome assembly.
AUGGUAAAAAAUCUUGAAAAGAAAACCGAGUCCAUUCAACAACAAAAAUUGGGUAAUCGAGGCAACAAAAAACUUAGAGAUGCGAAACUAAAAGCAGUAGGAGCUCCUUGCUUUAGAGAAGGGAAUAAUCCAUACUGCAAAGUAUGCAAAGACGGUGGAAGUCUAAUAAUGUGCGGGCACUGCUCUAGGUCUUAUCACUUACAUUGUGCCAAUAUGCAGGAACAGGAUAUUCCAGCGGGAACUUGAUUUUGUCCGUAUUGUGUCCAGUUUAUGGAGAAGAAGCUCAAAGAUGAGUACACAAAAUUAGAAAAAAGCGAGAAACAUCAUAAGGAAUCAAAACUCAAGCAUUUUUCAGGAAAAGUGAAUAUUGAGCAAAACGAUAUAACAGUGCGGUGGUUUGAAAAGAAGUAUCCAGAAUAUGUGAAACAGGGUAAAAUACAGUACCCAAUUGCAGAUGAGCUAAUUCAAAAAGAAUGCGAACUGUCCCAAACCCCUUUGCCGCCUCCACUCCCGCUACCUCAACCUAUUUACCCUAUUGAAGAUGUUGGGGACUUGUUCUUUAUUGUCGACUUCGUAUACAAUUUUGGGAAAAUGCUAAAAGUUACCCCAUUCACUGUAGAUCAGCUAUUUUAUGCUGCAAAUUCAAAUUCCCAAACUCCACUUAUCAAAGAACUUCAUAUGGCUCUUAUCAGUUUUCUUAUUGGGCAUGUUUUAUCAAGAGAAAACACUUACGAAAUCCUAAAUGAAGAUAGCAGAUUUUUAUAUUCAGCCGCACAAUUAUCUGAAUUUUUUGAAUUAAAUGAAUUUUUGCCCUUUUCCUGGCUUCCACUAUUAGAUGAACUCAUACAUCUUCCGAUUUUCAAGGACUACGCAGACGAACGUAUAAUGGAUUUGUUUUUUUCUGAUCAAAAUAAAUCUGACUUAGAAACAAAUUACUUCAAAUGCAGCUAUAAAGAAAAAAUCGGGGUUAUUCUGCUGCUUAUUAACUGCUUAUUUGAUGUAAAAGAAAUGCAUGAAGAGCUCGCUAGAAGAUUAGAAGCAAAAGGCGAACUAAUUAAACAAAAAACCAAGCUAAAUGCGACUAUAAAAGAUAAUGAAGCAACGCUACCUGAAAUAAAUGGGCUUGCUGCUACAAGAAAAGCAGCAAGUAUAGCAGAAAAAAUUCAAAAAACACAAAAUAAAAUAGAAGAGCUAAACAGGAAACUUGAAUCAAUUCGCUUAAGAACAAAUCCAGUUGGCCUAGAUAGAGAUUAUAAUGAGUACUAUAUCUUUGAAUGGGAUCCUAAAAAUUUGUAUGUAAAAAUGAUUAGCCCAAUUGAAGAAAACUCUUCAGUUAAGACUAAAGAGUCAGGGCAUUGGUAUAGCUAUACUCGGUCUAGCAGCCUUGACCAAUUGCUUCAAUGCUUAUGCCCAAAAGGCAUUAGAGAACAUAAAUUAAUCGAAGGAAUCAAUAAGGGCAAAAGGAAGCUUAAACUUAUCAAUGGAGACGAUUCUUCUACUUCUAGUGAAGAUAUAAAACCUCAGUCUAAAGGAGGAGCUGAAAAUUAUGUAAAUAAAGAAAGCAGCUUUAAAAAUGAAGACUGCACAAUUGAAAUAUUAAAGAAAAUGCUUUUAAGUAUAGAAAAGAAGUUCACAAGGCAUCUAAAAAAAAGUGGAAAAUUAUGGGAAAAUUAUGAAAGAGUUGAAGAGUGAAAAGAAGAAGUCAGUAAAGCUGAAGAUCCUUCAGCUCUUGCAAGUUUAUUGCUAGAGCAUUCGCAGAAGUCAACUUCUCCUUUGAAAUUGAGCUCUUCUUCUAGUGAUCAAAGCCAAGAUUCUGACGAAGAGCAAGUAUAUACAAAAAAGUAUCGUAAAGUCACUAUUAGAAUAUGGCAGGAUUUUGGGGAUUAUUAUCAGCUAUGGGAAAACCUCACGCAGUCAAUUACAACGUUAGGACAAUUAGCCUUGGUCAUUGGGAUUUAUCAAAAGGUACUUAAUUUGUAUAUUGAAAAAAAGAAUGAAGCAGCAAGUAAUGAGGCAGAAGUAAAGAAAAAAGCGAAGCAAGAAGAAAAGAGGGUUUUAAGAUCUGAAGUUAAAAAUGUUGAUGUUGAAAGCAGCAAUUCGGAAGAAGAUAUUAAGCAUGGAGAUAGCUGUUAUUUUUGUGAUGAUGGUGGAAGAUUAAUUUGCUGUGAGACAUGCCCAAAAGUUGUUCAUCCUGAAUGCUUAGGGCUUACUAAAGUGCCAAAAGAAGAUUGGUACUGCGAUGAAUGCAAAUAUAAGCAGCAAAAUGUGCCUCAAACAAGACUGAAAUCAAGGCUAAGAAAAAAUAUCCAAAAUUAA